AUGUCGCUAAAAUCACACAAGGCAUUUCUGGAGGGCUUGGAGGAUACCAAGUCCACUUUGUCAUGCCCAGCAUCGAGUGCUCGCCGGCCAUUAAGAGUUCUCUCUUUGGAUGGGGGAGGAGUCCGGGGGCUGUCAUCGCUCCUCAUCCUCAGACGUAUCAUGUAUAACAUCCAGCCUACCGACGACCUUUAUAGGAUCAUUAAGCCCUACGAUGUCUUUGACAUGAUAUGCGGCACGAGUACAGGCGGGUUAAUCGCUAUUAUGCUGGGGAGACUCCGGAUGGGUAUUCAAGAAACCAUCGACGCUUAUCUGAGCCUGGCAAAGGAUGUCUUUCAAGAGAAACCUCAGUCCUUGCUGAUUCCAGGAGUUCUUGGGGCGAUGGCGGGACGAGCUCGUUUCAGCGGGGAGAAACUCGCCACUGCCGUGAAGCGUGUCGUAGAGAAACAAACUGGAGACGAAAACGCGUGUUUCUUCGAAUCCCGAGAGGACCAGUGCCGAGUUUUCGUGUGCGCCACGAGAACGGCCAAUACCGAGCCAGCUAUCAUGCGCUCCUAUCGCAGCGACGAAGAGGAUAGUGCUCAGGGCACAAUUUGGCAAGUAGCCAGGGCAACCUCUGCGGCACCAACCUUCUUUUCAUCGAUUACGUUCGGCAACCCGCCAGCCAAUUAUGUGGACGGCGCCAUGGUCCACAAUAAUCCCAUACGACUAUUAAUGCGCGAAGUUACAAAGGUCUGGGGUGACGAUGCCGAGCUUUUCUGUGUCUUGAGUAUUGGAACAGGUACUCCAACGACCAGGAAACUCGGUACCCUGGGACAUCAAAUUCUCUCCGCCUGCGCUAAGUUAGCGACUCAUGCCGAGAACAUCGCUCGAGAUUUCAAGGCUGAUCAGGGUGGGCGAUUGCAGAAAGAAGGAAAAUAUUUUCGGUUCAACGUCGCGCAGGGGCUUCAAGGCGUGAAACUGGAGGAAUGGCAGGCUUUUGAUCUGAUGGAUGCUUCGACAAGAACGUACCUAAACGACGUGGAGCUUGAGGUUGAUGCUUGUUCUCGCCGACUCGGGAAAGGCACGGAGGGGGAAACAAUGUCUCAGUUGACACAGGAGGUUCUUCCUUCAUUCCCUCGAAGUGUUGAGACUGAACUCAAGGCAUCCAUUCCUUCAUCUUCUCCGACCAUUAAAGCUGGAUUCAGGGCAUCUCUUCCUCCUGCUCCCAGUCUUACUGGACAUACUGCUCCGGAAUAUGUCGACAUCAUCCGAGCAUCUAGUCGCUACUUUACCGGCAGAACGGAGGUGCUCAAAUCCCUACAGCAGUAUUUCAGCUCGGUUAAGCGAGCAUCUGCCCGGGUUGCAGUACUCAUAGGACUUGGGGGUAUGGGCAAGACCCAGACAGCUUUGCAGUACUUCGAGCACCGACGAUCGUCCUAUUCCAUAGCACUAUUCGUCGAGUGCAACACGAAACAGGAAUGCAUUGAAGCCUUCGUACGGUUUGCUCAUUUGGUGGUCGACGAAGAAUUGCGCCAGUUCCCCGAAAGCACAUACAUUGAGGCCGUCCAGAAAUUGGGAUUUUCUGGUCUCCUUAAGGAACAGAACCAGUCAAAGCAGUCUCCCACGUACGGCCAGAUGCGGGUGGUGGAGGCAGUGAAGCGCUGGCUGGGCAGGCAGCAGGGGACGUUUUUGAUCAUUUUCGAUAAUGCAGACGAGCCAUCCUCCGUCAAUCUUGACAAAUUCGUCCCUUCUCAUCGUAAUGGCGACAUCAUCAUCACCACUCGCGACAAGGCCGCGACGGCCUUCGGUCAGCCGUUUCCCAUCGAAGAGAUGCCCAAGGAUGAGGCAGUAGCCCUCUUGGAAAAGGCGUCAAACAUGAUAUUUGAUACCAAAGCGCGAAGGGACACCGCUGCGGAGAUCGCCAAGACUCUUGGAUACCUUCCCCUCGCCAUUGAUCAGGCAGGCGGCUACUUGACCUACUCAGAUUCAGACCUGGCCGACUUCCUGCCCACCUAUGCCCUUCACGCGCGGAGUCUGUUGUCACAGGUACCAAACGAUGGGAUGCUCGGAUAUAAACAGUCCGCCUUCACGACCUGGGAAAUGAGCUUUGAGCGAUUGCAGAUCCUUUCGAAAAAAUCGGCAGAGCUUUUGCAAGUCCUUGGUUUCAUCAAUAAUCAAGAUAUCUGUGACCGGUUGUACAAAACUGGAAACGGCAUUAGAAACGCAACAAUUUCCAUGCCAACAUUCAUGAAAGACAGCCAAGAAUGGAGCACGCAAGAAGAUGCCUUCGGGUUCCAUGAAGCUUUCACAUGUCUUUCGAAACUGUGUCUGGUCAAACGGAAUGACGAAGCUCCGGGAACACGCACGUACAAUAUCCACCCGGUUGUUCAUGUCUGGAUUAGAGAACGUCUGAGCCCAAAAGAUCGGGCUCUCUACGCUCGUGAUGCGUUGCUGUUGGUUGCCCAAUCUCUACCCUCCCUUCAGCAGUCAAAAGCUAAAGCCUGGGCAGUACACCGCCGGCUAUAUCCACAUACACAAGCCGCUUGGACCAAUGUCAAGCAGUAUGCCCCGCCUAGCAACGACGGUAGGGAAGUUGCAAUUCUGGAUGCAUUGGAUAUCGUGGCCACGUCUUUCAGGCAGCAAGGACAUUAUGAGCUGGCUGAGGAGGUAUUGUUUCGAGCAUAUCAAGGAAGCAAACGUGCCUACGGCCCGCUUGAUCGGAAAACGUUGCACAAUGCCGAACGUCUGGCAUCCGUUUAUGACAUUCGCGGUGAAUUCAAGAAGGCGGAAGCGCUCUACAGACUCCUUUUUGACAGCCUCACCAAUGUGUUAGGGCCUGGAAACAGAAAAACCCUGGCUGCCCUCCAAAACCUUGCCAACGUUCUCAAGUACCGAGGCAAGUCCGAUGAAGCAGAACGAUCUUACAAACAAGCACUCGAGGGACGCAAAAGGUUCGGAGAAGAGGACGCCGACACUCUUGAAACCAUGGACGCGUUGGCAAGUCUGUACUAUGCUUCUAGCCGCCCACAGGAGGCCGAACCGCUUCGGCUUUUUGUUUUGAAAGCGCGCGAAAAACGGUUUGGAGCAGACAAUUUGGAAACGCUCGGUACAGUGUUGGAUAUGGGGAUGUUAUAUUCGGGGCUGGGAGACAAUGAGCGCACAUUGGAACUGUUCGAGAAAGCCUACGAGAGUCGAAUGACUCUGUUUGAUGCACCGCCAACUGAAAAGAUACUCAAUGCAUUAUCCGUGAUUGCUGCCUUCUAUGCCAAUCUUGGACAUAUGGAAAGAGCGGAAACCAUGUAUCAAGAAGUUCUCUCGAGGCAAAAGUUUCUCCUCGGAGAUUUACAUCUUGAUACCAUUUGGACCCAGUGUUGUCUGGGUGUCGUUCUCUUCAUCAAAGAGAGAUCUGCACAAUCAAUUAAACAAGUGGAGAAAGCUUUUGCGGAUAUUGGAUCCAAGUUGGGCCCUAACCACCUUGACACACUCUGGGUUGCCCAUGCGCUUGCCAUCGUCUAUGAGUGUUGGGACAAGAUCGACGAAGCCGAGCAGUUGCAAGAGCGCGUUGUGAAGGGCUUCUUGGACGAAUUGGGACCUCACCACGUCAACACGCUCUACAUGAUCAAUGAUCUCGGCGAUUGCUACUCGCGAGGCAAGAAAAUGGACAAGGCCGAAACCAGCUUCCGCAAAGCAUUUGAAGGAAAACUCAAGUGCUUCGGUUUCAGAAGUCCCCACACGUUAUACACUGCCACCCUUCUGGCUGCGACGAUGCGAGAGCUGGGGAACGAGAAAGAGGCGGAAGACCUCUUCAAAAGGGUUCUCGAGACCACCACUGACCUCUUGGGUAGCGAGCACGCUGAUGCUACAGUAUGUAUGAUGUACUUGGCAGACCUCUACGUGGGGCAGCAACGGUUCAAAGAAGCCCGAGAUCUAUACCAGAAGGUGAGCUGUUGGAUGAGGUGGAGCACCGGAUAA
This is a messenger RNA of Penicillium canescens, 3951 nucleotides long. RefSeq names its product tetratricopeptide repeat domain-containing protein. The coding region runs from base 1 to 3951 and encodes 1316 amino acids. The record is from RefSeq and is a predicted model, not a curated record. Gene Ontology annotation, biological process: arachidonate metabolic process. Gene Ontology annotation, cellular component: membrane. Gene Ontology annotation, molecular function: protein binding. The transcript has 6 exons. Lineage: Eukaryota; Fungi; Ascomycota; Eurotiomycetes; Eurotiales; Aspergillaceae.